GACAAGAUUGUUUGUUGAAGUUUGCUUGGGCCGUAACGUAGGUUAUUCUUGCGGUGUUUUAACUGAGAAUUGUAUUAUAUUUCUCCUACAAAAUGUCGAACAUUAAUCUGCAAUGUCUAUUAGGAAUACAGUGUGAUGAUUUCGUUAUGAUAGCGGCUGAUCAAAGCAACAGCCACAGUAUUAUGGUUAUGAAAGACGAUGAGGAGAAGAUCUACAAGAUAUCUGACAAACUUGUCAUGGGGGUUAUCGGCGAUUCUGGAGACACAACACAGUUUGCUGAAUACAUUGCAAAGAAUCUUCAAUUGUAUAAAAUGCGCAACGGAUACGAACUGGGACCUACAGCGGCGGCCAAUUUUACACGCAGAAAUCUCGCCGAAUAUUUGAGAAGCAGCACACCGUACUUUGUGAAUGUGCUGAUGGGUGGCUAUGACAAAGAGAAUGGGCCAGAGCUAUACUUUAUGGAUUACCUUGCAUCUAGUGUGAAAGUUCCCUUUGCCUGCCAUGGUUUUGGAGGAUACCUCAGUUUGAGUAUCUUGGAUCGCUACCACAAAAAAGAUGCCACUGAGGAGGAAGCCUAUGAAAUGCUGAAGAUGUGUGUGAAAGAGGUCCACCGGAGAUUGUUUGUCAGUCUGCCCAACUUCCAAGUGACUGUGGUUAAUAGGGAUGGCAUCAAAGUACUGCCUGUCAUUAACUCUGCAUCUUUGAAGUAAUUUUUAUAAUAAAGUGAUGUUUUCUUCUAUA
Trichoplusia ni (cabbage looper) is the source of this 741-nucleotide messenger RNA. RefSeq names its product proteasome subunit beta type-2 (gene Prosbeta4). Bases 93 to 710 code for a protein of 205 amino acids. Gene Ontology annotation, biological process: proteasomal protein catabolic process. Gene Ontology annotation, molecular function: peptidase activity. Gene Ontology annotation, cellular component: nucleus; cytosol; proteasome core complex. The record is from RefSeq and is a predicted model, not a curated record. Lineage: Eukaryota; Metazoa; Arthropoda; Insecta; Lepidoptera; Noctuidae. The transcript has 4 exons.